AUGUUGGGUCAUUCUCUUGCCCUAGCUCUGGCGACUACCACGUUGCCGGGACUUGUUUCAGCGGCCCCUAGUGGUACCGAUGCUCCCGUUGUCACACUUCGGAAUGGCUCCUACUACGGCAUUCACAACUCGGCCUAUAACCAAGAUUACUUCUUGGGCAUGCCAUAUGCGCAACCACCCCUCAAGGAUCUACGCUUCAGACAUCCCCACUCCUUAAAUACGACUUGGGAUGGACUUCGUAAUGCAACGGAGUAUCAGUCCAAGUGCUACCAGUAUGGGUAUCCGACAGGACCACUCACAGGGGGCUCUGAUGACUGUCUUCAUCUAAACGUCAUCCGCCCCUCAGGAGUCGCGGAUGAGAAGCUUCCUGUGCUUGUCUGGAUUCACGGCGGCGGUCUUGUUGGAGGCUUCAGCGGUGAUCCUGGCAAUAACCUCACUUACCUUGUCGACGAAUCUGUCAAGAUGGGAUCACCAAUCGUGGCUGUGUCAAUCAACUAUCGCUUGGCUGCCUGGGGAUACCUGUGGAGCAAGGCAAUCAAGGAGGCGGGAGAGGGAAACAACGGCUUCCGAGAUCAAAGAUUCGCCUUGCAGUGGAUCCAGGAAAACAUUGCGGCAUUUGGUGGCGAUCCUGACAAGGUUACCAUCUGGGGUCAGAGUGGAGGUGCCCGUGGCGUUGCGUCCCAGUUGACGGCUUAUGGUGGAAGAGAUGAUGGGCUAUUCAGGGCAGCCAUCCUCGAGAGUGCAACAGGAUUUCACACAGCCUUCCGUGAGGAGACUGUCAAAGACGCUCUUGACUGGGAUAAGGGAUAUGCUCAGCUGCUCAAGCUGACGGGAUGCGAAUCAGCCAAGGAUUCCCUACAGUGCCUCCGAGAGGUUCCCUCUCUUGAGUUGGCCGAGAAGAUUGGAAAUAUCACAUUCCCUGUCUAUCUCGAUAUCGUCGACGGCGACUUUAUCCAAGAUGACCGCUCUGGGCUGGUUCGACAAGGAAAGUUUGCUCACGUACCUGUUAUCAACGGCGCUGCAACAGACGAUGGCGAUUUCUUUGCUCAGAAGGGAAUCAACACGACAACAGAGUGGGAAGCCUAUCUACGCAAAGAGGGAGCGAGCAACAGCACCAUUGAGGCAAUCUCGGCUUUGUAUCCAGACAUUCCCCGUGUCGGUCUCCCUGCUACUUUUGAAGGACGCCCAACAGGCGAGUUGGCAUCUUAUGGUGCUCAAUGGAAGCGUGCAUUGGCCUUCGGUGGAGACAGAGCCAUGCACGCACCAAGAAGAGCUUGGGUCAAGACUUGGGCUGCUGCAAACCUCUCUGCAUACAGUUACCGCUUCGAUGUUGUGUCUGGAGAUCGUAAUCCAGUCCAAGGAGCAGGUCACUCAGUUGACCUCCCUUUUGUCUUCCGUAACACCGAUCGCCUAGCUCAACUCAACGCCACAGAGCCAAUCCCCGGUUCCUUCAACGCCUUGGCGGUCUCGAUCUCGAGAAAGUGGAUCAGCUUUGCGGCAAACCUGGAUCCCAACUUUGAGGGGAUGCAGGGUGAGAAGUGGCCGGCGUAUGAGGAAGAAGGGGGAAAGAACCUUGUGUUCCAUAUCAAUGACACUUCUUUGGUACAUGUGGAGGAUGAUACUUAUCGGACGGAGCAGCUCGAGUAUUUGAACAAGAAGUUGUGGAAGACUGGCUUGGAGGAGGGAAAAUAA
Molecule: messenger RNA, 1692 nt
Organism: Fusarium keratoplasticum
Lineage: Eukaryota; Fungi; Ascomycota; Sordariomycetes; Hypocreales; Nectriaceae
Product: Carboxylic ester hydrolase
Exons: 1
Coding region: 1-1692 (563 amino acids)
Source: RefSeq, a predicted model, not a curated record